Molecule: messenger RNA, 2269 nt
Organism: Gambusia affinis (western mosquitofish)
Lineage: Eukaryota; Metazoa; Chordata; Actinopteri; Cyprinodontiformes; Poeciliidae
Gene: dbh
Product: dopamine beta-hydroxylase (dopamine beta-monooxygenase)
Exons: 12
Coding region: 13-1857 (614 amino acids)
Biological process (GO): dopamine catabolic process; octopamine biosynthetic process; norepinephrine biosynthetic process
Cellular component (GO): secretory granule membrane
Molecular function (GO): copper ion binding; dopamine beta-monooxygenase activity
Source: RefSeq, a predicted model, not a curated record
CUGUCCACCAGCAUGAGGAUCUUCAGCAAAGACGUCCGCCUUCAGGACAUCACCAUCAUGUAUUUCACUGGCCUGGCUGCCCUGAUGGUCAUCCUUGUGGCUUCGUAUCAGGCGCCCUCCAACGCCAUCGACGUGUCCAGCCUAAAGCCGAGCCCUUCCAGUUCUCUGCCACCUCUCCCCAUGCCUUUCCGUAUGCCUUUGGACCCACUUGGAAACCUGCAGCUGGCCUGGAACAUCAGCUAUGCCACCCAGGAGGUCUACAUACAGCUGAGGGUUGCAGAGCUCAGACACGGGGUGGUCCUGGGGAUGUCGGACCGCGGUGAACUCACCAACGCAGACCUGGUGGUGCUGUGGGACAAUGGAACAAGGAGCUACUUUGGGGACGCAUGGAGUGAUAGCAAAGGCCAUGUAUCACUGGAUAGCCAUCAAGACUACGAGCUGAUUGAAGCUAAACAGAAAGCUGAUGAAUUUUACUUGCUCUUCAAAAGACCAUUUAGUACCUGUGAUCCCAGAGAUUACAUCAUAGAGGAAGGAACCGUGCACAUCAUCUAUGGCUUGUUGGAUCAACCACUUGCCUCUCUUGGAGAUCUGAACCUGUCCAGAAUCCACAUGGGGGUUCAAAGAGUGUUGAUGCUUCGCCCUGACAUGCCAUCACCCACUCUGCCUCCAGAUGUGAAGACGAUGGAUGUUCUUGCUCCAAAUGUCAUCAUACCAAACCAAGAAACUACCUAUUGGUGCUUCAUCCAGAAGUUGCCUGAUGAUUUGCCCAAGAACCACAUUGUCAUGUAUGAAUCUGUCAUAACUCCAGGUAACGAAGCCAUCGUGCACCAUAUUGAAGUGUUUGAGUGUGCACCAGAUCUGCGAGAGGUACCACAGUACAGCGGCUCCUGUGACGACAAGAUGAAACCCAAAAAGCUCAACUUCUGCCGCCAUGUGCUGGCAGCGUGGGCAAUGGGGGCUGAGGCUUUUUACUAUCCCCCUGAUGCAGGGCUGGCCAUAGGUGGACCUGGUUCCUCAAGGUUUCUUCGUCUGGAAGUCCAUUACCACAACCCUCUCCUUAUAUCUGGCAGGCAUGACUCAUCGGGAAUACGACUGCAUUACACUCCCAACCUGAGGCAGUACGAUGCAGGGAUCAUGGAGCUGGGCCUCGUUUACACUCCUAUCAUGGCGAUCCCUCCAAAGCAGCAUACCUUCUAUCUCACUGGGUACUGCACAUCUAAGUGCACCCGGACUGCUUUGCCUCCAGGAGGUAUCUAUGUAUUUGCCUCCCAGCUGCACACCCACCUGGCUGGCCGUGGGGUCAGAACAGUUUUGGUGAGGGGAGGGAAAGAGCUGGAAAUGGUACAGGAAGACCAACACUUCAGUACAGACUACCAGACAAUACGAGUUCUGAAGAAAAUGAUAAAUAUUUUACCAGGCGACGUCCUUAUAACGAAGUGUACUUACAACACAGAGGACAGGAGCAAGCCUACAGUGGGAGGUUUUGGCAUCAUGGAGGAAAUGUGCGUCAAUUAUAUUCAUUACUACCCUCGGACUCAACUGGAGCUCUGCAAGAGCCACGUUGACCCAGGGUACCUGCAGAAAUAUUUUAGCUUCAUUAACAGGUUCCAUGGAAAUGACCAGUGUGUGUGUGGCGAUUCUGGUGUGACAGAUCAGUAUGCUCAGCUACACUGGGAUGAUUUUGCCGGAGAAGUGCUGGACUCUCUUUAUAACACAGCUCCCAUCUCCAUGCACUGCAAUCAGUCCACUGCACGCCUCUUUCCUGGUGAAUGGGAAAAACAGCCCCUACCAGAAGUGACCUCCAUCCUACCAAAACAUCGCUACCCCUGUGAAGGAGGUGCAGAGUCGUACAGCUGAGCCGGCUCCGCUCCAGUCUGAGCUGAAACAUCUGGAGUAGUUUGAGGACAGGGAGCGGUCAGCGGACCAACAGGAAAUUAAAGAGGAUUAUUAAAUGUGGCUUAGUUUGAAUUUAGUUUUAUCUCUACAUUAGCUGAUAAAUAGCAUCCACUGCUUACUGGAAUUAUAUACCUGUGCAAACACCCACCAGCUGUGUUUAUUAGUGCAUACUAAUUAAGCUAAUAGUGUUAUUCGUGUGUUACGUCUAAUGAAAAUGACAGUGAGAUAUUUUUCAUCACAAGUCUGUCGAUAUAAAAAUUAAAAAACAUAAAAGCUAUCCAAAAAUUAAUAGAAAAGGUUUGUUCCAUUUCUCACGAUUCUGUUAAAUUACACUAAAGAAUGGUAUUUGCCAUAUAGUUUAAUGUAAUGCAGU